AUGAAAGCGCUGCUGGUCCUGACGUUCGUGCUGUCUGCUGUACUGCACAUUUUACUCUUGCCCGUCGAGUGGAUCACGUCAAAAUAUUUGAAAACGCUUUUUUUUGCGGGAUUGGCUACACGUGACCCGGAACUUGCCAAGACGAUUCAAAAGAGAAAAGCAAUCUACUGGGACUGGGAGUAUGCCCGCCAUCUGAUGCGCUUUGGACUCCGCCAGCUUGGCUUUGGGCUUGUGGUUUUGAUGGCGAAACCGCUUUUAGGUGUCUUGAUCCCCGUCGUACAGUUUGGCUAUCGCAUUCGACACAUGGAAAUGGCGUUCCUAGUCCCCAUUUUCGUCGCCUUUGUUGUUCCGACAACGCGAGAAACAGCAUUGCAGCUUGUGCACAUGUGGCUAGAUUCGCGAGCCAUUAUCCGCGAGCUCCUUGACCCAAUUAUAGCCCGUCUCAAAUCGGCAGCGAAACACAAAGAUCCCAAUGUUAACACCGAUCUACUUACCGAUAUGGAAAUUGGCAGUGACGAGUAUCAUAGCCAGAAGAAGCAGUGGGAUUGGCAUCAGAGCGGGAGCGAUGCUGCACGACUUGGCUUUGGACUUGUCUUUUGCUAUAUGUUGCAAGUGCCUUUUCUCGGACCAUUUGCGUGGUUCAUGGGUUUUGCUUCUGCUGGAUUAUUUGCUCCAGAGCUUGUGGAGCUUCAUGCUUUCAACGAUGCGAUAAAAAGACAGUAG
Molecule: messenger RNA, 723 nt
Organism: Peronospora belbahrii
Lineage: Eukaryota; Oomycota; Peronosporomycetes; Peronosporales; Peronosporaceae
Source: the annotation of a GenBank genome assembly